GGUAAGAGAAACACACCUUGAAACGUGAUGAAAACAAACCGCCCACGUGUGUGUCCGCUGUGAGCGGAGGAGAGACGCUAUCCAUGAUGAAGUGUGUCGUCUCCGGGUGUCCCAACCGCACCGUAACCGGUAACCGGGGGCUGUUUCACCGACCACCGAAGAGGUUCUUCAGCUUCCCCACAGACCCGGCUCGUGUCAAGGUGUGGCUCGCAGCGCUGAGGGAGACGGACCGGCAGGACGCCACAGAGCAGCACAUCAUCUGUGAAGACCACUUCCUGUCGGAGGACAUCUCCACCAGCGGGGUGAAAAGUGACGCCAUCCCCAUCAUGCCCCCUGACCUGGGCGGGCCGCUGGGCCUGGUCAGCCCCUGGGGAGCUGAGUGCUCCGAGGAGGAGGAGGAGGAGUGGGCCGCCGGAGACUGUGAGGAGGAGGAGGAUGAAGAUGAAGAUGAUGCUCCUCCUGCAACACAUCCUCCACAGCAGGAUCCAGGUGGUCGUUUGGAGAAUCCUCCGGAGGCGGCGACGACCAGUUCUCUCCUGCAGCAGAGGAGACGGUCUGAGUCCAACAGAGACGGCAGACAGAACGUGUCUCUGGGGCUGCUGACUCUGCGUUUCCUCCAGCUGCUGUUGGCGGCUCCGGACGGCGCUCUGGACCUCAGGGACGUUCCCGCGAGCCUCAACACCCGCAAACGGCGAGUCUAUGACAUCACGCACGUCCUGAGUGGCUUCAACCUCAUCAAGAAGGACUCGGCCAACUGGAUCAAGUGGAUAGGAAAGAGUCCCAUCUCCAGCUUCCUGUGGAAGAACCCGCAGAGGCUGCAGAGCGAGCUGGAGAACCUGAAGGUGGUGGAGGACAAGCUGGACGGACUCAUCAAAAGCUGCGCUCAGCAGCUCUUCGACAUGACGGACGACGUGGAGAGCUCAGCAUCAGCCUACGUGACGUACGCAGACAUCAGCCGGCUCAGAUCCAUCCAGCAGCAGACGGUGAUCAUCGUCAAAGCUCCGGAGGAAACGCAGCUGGAGAUCCCUGCGCCACAGGAGGACCACAUCCAGAUGCACCUGAAGGCGGGGAGGACUCCCAUCACGGUGCUGACCUGUGAGCUGGGCUCAGCAGAGAGGAGCGGCUCCUUCUUAACACUGGAGGAGAGCCGAGUCAGGACGACCACGCUGUGCACAGGGUCGCCAGGUGCACAGAGGGUGUAGCCAGCUGCCGGCCGUCCUCAGGGUUCAGACACAGACCUGGAAACAUGACGAGUUGAUGACAUCACAGAUCGUGUGCAGGUACCAGCAGGUCACACAAAGACACUUCCUGCACACAUGGCGGGAACACAGAGGAGGUUUCUACUGAAGACAGAUUUAAAUUUGACCUCAGCUGCUGCGACACGCCAACGUCACGGGAACAUUAAACCUUUAUUCAUGGAUCAUUUUUCACCAGUGAGACAAGAUUUUAUUAAACUCCUCUGUGGAGCCGGACGGUCUGCUGAGACAUGAAACGAUGCAGGUGAGGAAGACGACAGGUUUUUAUGUUUCUAAGAGGAGUGAUGAAGAGAAGCAAUAUGACACACGCAUGAAACAGUUUCUUCUAUUUUAUAUGACGUCAUCUGCUGUGAAAUAUUUUGAUUAAAUUUUUGACUUUUCUUUGUGUUUUUGAUAUAAAAUGUUUUUCUGUCAUCAAUAAAAGUCGAGCUUGUAUGAGA
Epinephelus lanceolatus (giant grouper) is the source of this 1696-nucleotide messenger RNA. The record is from RefSeq and is a predicted model, not a curated record. Lineage: Eukaryota; Metazoa; Chordata; Actinopteri; Perciformes; Serranidae.